CAAGGUUAGUGAAGAAAUUCCCUCUCCCCGUCAUAACGCCUCAUCCUUAUUUGGACCAAUGGUGCUCCUUUUUGUCCUCCAGAAACCGAAUCUCUCAUCAGUCUUUCCAGCUGACCGUCGCUUUGCUUCCACACAGACACACACAGAGACAGAGAGAGCGCGCGCGCAGUGCUGAAGAACUGCGUGGCUGAACAUUAGCAUGACGCGCCGGAAUGCUAUUCGGACUGCGGGUGUGAUAGCUGACGGAUCCUCAGGCGGCUCCUCCCCAUCUCCUCCGUGACAAUACUUUUCGGUUGUUGUAGGAUUUUUUUUUCUUCUUCUUGUUUUGGAGUGCGUAUUUGGGGAAACAGAAGAGACAGAAACGGAACGAGCCUCACUUUCAACAGAGAAUGACGUUUUAAAAGUUCUCCCAAAACGCUAAUAUUGCCCGACGCCGGUUUUUAUUUUCCUCUCGAGACACACGCACGCGCAGCCUUGUGGUUUUUCUUACGAAAUGAACGCGGUUUGAGGCUUUAAGCGAGACACAAGCUGAAAAGGGAAAGGUUGGAUUUGAUUUGACCGGACUCAAAGAUGCUCUAAAGGUUGCUAUACUGUUAUUUACACAAGGCCCUCCCCCCCUUUCUUUGCUCUUGAGAGCUGUCACUUGCCGUUGACCGUGCUCGUGCUUGAGCUGCUCCUGGGAAAGAUGAUGGUCACUGUGAGGAACUCAGGAGGCAGCGCGAGCGCUUAAAGUCAAUGCCAGACAUGACAUAUGGACUGUGACCGCCGCCUCUGCUGUUUUUUUUAAAAUAUAUAGUUAUAUAUGAAUAAGCUGCCCGGCAUUUUUAUAAUUCUUUUAUUCCGUGGACCGUGCCUGCUUUAUUUUUUAAAUAAACAAGCUUCUGGACAUUUUCACGCUUUUCUACUCUGUUUAUAUGAAUCCGACUGUGCACUGAGAACACCGAUGUAAAUAAAUAACACCUGAAACGUGAGUGAGAAAGAAAACAAAGCUGAUAGCACAGCAGCCCUCCAGCUUUUGGUUUUUCGAGAAAGGAAAGGAAUAAAACCGCAGAUUUGGACUGUAAGUGUAAGAUGCUGCAAGUAGAAAUGGCGCUGCUGGUGUGUAUGCUGCUGUGGAUGUGUGUGCUGGGCCACGAGCCGAGCGCCAAGGUGAUGGCCGACCGCUACGCUGUUUACUGGAACCGCACGAACCCCAGUCUCUAUCCAGAUUACACACCAUCUGUUGGGAGGCAUGGAGCUAUGCCCGUCUCCUGCCGUCCAUGUCCUUUAGUGUGUUCCAAAGGCUCAUCAUUAAGGAAAUGCACUUUUUUCCUGCUGUUUCACCGUGGAGACUACCACAUCGACGUAUGCAUAAACGACUACCUGGAUGUCUACUGCCCACACUAUGAGGACUCAGUGCCUGAGGAGAGGACUGAGCGCUAUGUUCUCUAUAUGGUGAACUAUGAUGGCUACAGCACUUGUGAUGACACAGCCAAGGGCUUUAAACGUUGGGAGUGCAACAGACCACACUCGCCUAAUGGGCCACUCAAGUUCUCUGAGAAGUUCCAGCUCUUCACACCCUUCUCCCUGGGUUUUGAGUUCCGGCCGGGCCGAGAGUAUUAUUAUAUAUCAUCCAUGGUUACAGAGAGUGGAAGAAAAGGUUGUCUUAAGCUGAAAGUUUUUGUCAGACCAGCAAACAGCUGUGUGAAAAUCAUAGGGGUUCAUGAUCGAGUGUUUGACGUUAAUGACAAAGUAGACAAUUCAUUAGAACCAAGAGAUGAUACCAGUCAUGAAUCAGCCGAACCAUCUCGCAGUGAUGCAACUAAUUCAGGGCAUCAGCCCCUGAUGGCAUGGCCACUGAUGGCUAUCUUGCUGUUUUGCAUUUCUGCACUUCUUACCUUAUAGCCUCAUAUGUCCUUCCUGCAGACACGUCCCAGCAGCCCCCACUACUCCUUGCCCAAGCUGCCACAGUGGUUAUACAGGCAAGGGUUCUAGGCCACAGGAUUCCUCCGAGACUCUCCAGGAGCACUAUAUUUGGCCCUUUUUCCAAAUAUUUACAUGGUUCUUUAUCAAGAAGAAAAGAUUGAUUAGUAGUGUGAGGGAGAAAAGCUAAUCUGGCCUUUAGAAAUUCAGCAGAGAACUCAAUCAAGUUGUAACAUCACUUGGGAUCCAUUUAAAGUAGCCAAGUUUGAAAAACUGUGGAUUUAAAUGUGUUUUAAUUAAAAUAAACAUCUAUAAAUGCCUACGUAAAGGGUGUUUCCUGGUACAGAUUUGUGAGACAUUGAAAGUUUGGUUGUCUGUUUGUUCCUGUUGGCUUUUCCCCCAUCCCAUAAAAAUUUGCAAGGAUCAACAGAUUGUCAAACUCUAAAUUUGACUAAAACUGUAUGUCCAGAUGGCUGGAAGACUGGAGAUUGUGCUCAAAGGGGAAAAUGACUGUGUAUGUUUGUUAAUUGACAUUAUAUUGGAUUGGAUAUGAGAGGGAGGUAAAACAUUUACUCUCUGCAAGUUAGGGAUUUGUCUUAAUAGACCACAGCAUUAAAACAUUGCUUUUGUAUUUUGUAGGAUACACCUACUGCAGCAUAAAUAACUCUAUUUUUUCCUGUUGGCUUUUAUCUAUUGAUAGCAGCAUUUAACAAAUCAUAACUUCUGAUCAUAAUGACUGUGAGUGUGUAGCUCUGUGUAUACAGCACCACAUAAGACUGCACAUGGUUGACAUUAAUUCCCCUAAAAUGCUGGAUGGAAACAUUAGCAUCUCUUGCACUCAGCUUUGCAGAUAAGAUCCAGAGCGAGGGGAAAAAAUUUAUUUAAACUGAAGUAUUUUAUUUUCAGCUGCAAUGAAAUGGCCAUUAACCCAUGUAAAGUGCCCACAUAUUCUUAUACCACAUUAUGACACUAUGACACCAAAUUUCUUUAUGAGCCUGCUCUUUGCCUUUGCAUGGCAGCCUUUGAUAUGAAAUGUGCUUUUGUCAGGCCUGUAACAAGUAGGCUCAGGCUUGAGUAAGACCACAGUGUGCCCAGUUACACCUCUAGCUAUUUCCAGUUUAAGUGACUCCUUAAUGAGGUUUCAGUUUGGCUGGCAUGCAAAGCCUAUGCUGUCUGUAUUUGUGGUAUUGAAACUAGAAGGUUAAUUGCAUGGACAGUGCUGAGGUGACUCAGAUUUCCCUGGGACUUUCUUUUUAGCCUUGCGGUCAGAGUAUUCUGUGUGGGGUGAACACAAGCAACAGCUCGGACUGAGUAGUUGUGGUUAAGGCAUGGGCGAUUAAGUAUCUGGCACAAUAAACAAUGGUGGGAACUUUUGAAA
Molecule: messenger RNA, 3280 nt
Organism: Neoarius graeffei (lesser salmon catfish)
Lineage: Eukaryota; Metazoa; Chordata; Actinopteri; Siluriformes; Ariidae
Gene: efna5b
Product: ephrin-A5b
Exons: 6
Coding region: 1072-1884 (270 amino acids)
Biological process (GO): regulation of actin cytoskeleton organization; regulation of cell-cell adhesion; ephrin receptor signaling pathway
Cellular component (GO): plasma membrane; external side of plasma membrane
Molecular function (GO): ephrin receptor binding
Source: RefSeq, a predicted model, not a curated record